GUUACUCAUUUCGAUAGUGUAAGAGCUUAAUGUGAACAGUUUCAAGCGGAUUUGUUAUAUGCGGAGUGGCGAUGUCACGCCUGGGCAUCACCCUUGCACCCCCGACGAAUGUAGAGCAAGGAUCUUAUCAGCAUACCAGAUACCAGGUGUUAUUCGGUGUAAAAAACAUCACAACUAUCUUAGCUAGGUAGAACUAGGAUUAGAGCGGAGUAAUACUUAACAUGUCCUUUGGCAUUCCUAGAUCCUAAUGGUUUUCUGUUACUUCUAAGAACGCAUACUCAGACAUCUAACCUAGGUCAAUACACUACAACAAUGUCGGAGAAAAUAGGCAUCCCCAGUGCCGAGAGCGUGGCCUCUGAUACAGAACACGGCGCUGGCCUCGUAUUGCCGAAAAAGAACAUAUUGGGGGGCUUCAUACAACGGCGAAAUGAUCUAAACCAGCUAGGAAAAGACAUGUUGCAGCAGUCGUUGCAAUACGACCGAGCGCAACUUGAAGCAGACGCCAAAAAGGUCCGAUGGAAGUUGGACCUUAUGGUGCUUCCCAUGAUGAUGAUCACAUACAUGUUGUCAUUUCUCGACAAGCAGACCCUUAACUACUCGAACGCAUAUGGCUUACAAGAAGACACGAAGAUGACUGGGAACGAUUACUCCUGGGUCGCAUCAGCUCUCUACUUCGGUUGGCUCUGCGGAGCGUGGCCGUGGAACCUACUGCUACAACGCGUCGCUAUCGGAAAACUGGUCGGUGGCAUGUUAUUCGUUUGGGGGGCCGUCUGCAUGCUCCAAGCCGCGGUCUUUAAUUUCAGUGGCUUCUUUGCUGUCCGGUUCUUCCUAGGCAUGCUUGAGGCCUGUAUCUCGCCUGCGUGGGUGCUCCUAACUUCGAUGUUAUGGACUCGUCAAGAGCAAUCCUUGAGAAGUUCCAUUUGGCUGUGUACGAAUGGCCUGGCAAACAUCCUCGGGGCUCUCCUAGCUUAUGCCUCGGGCGUUGCCGAGGGACUCGCGAUAGCACAAUGGAAGUUGAUAUUCCUGAUAGUCGGCGCUGUCACGUUUAUAUGGGGAUUUGUCAUCUUUCUCUACCUCCCCGAUGGACCACACAAUGCGAAGAUGCUGACAGAAUAUGAACGUGCCGUUGCUGUUUGGCGUGUCUCCAACAACCAGAUCGGCCUCAAGGACGCGACUUUUCGGUCAUACCAAGUCAAGGAGGCCCUGCUGGACGGAAAAUGCUACUUGCUGUGGCUGACUGGAAUGGGACUCGGAAUCCUCAACGGUGCUAUAACCACCUUCAUGUCCGCUAUAAUCAAGGGGUUCAACUUCGACGCGCUCAGAACAUCUCUGUUACAGACGCCGGGAGGCGCGGUCCAAGUCGUUGCCUGCAUCUUACUAGGGUUAUUCUCGCAACUCCCUAAUAUGGUGGGCGCAGCUAUCAUCCUUGGAUGCUUACCUGGCAUAGCUGGACUGGUAGGUAUCCUGACCAUUAAUAUCGAGCACCGUUAUGCGCUUGUCGCUAUGUGCUGGCUGGAAUUCGUCAUUGGAUCGCCCGUUGUUUUGAGCUGGACAAUUCCCGGUAUCAAUGUAGCUGGGCAUACUAAGAGGAGUACAGUGAUGGGGAUUUAUUUCGUCUGUUUCGUCGUUGGAAAUAUUAUCGGCCCUCACUUGUUCCUGUCGUGGGAGGUGCCUAGGUACCCAACCGCAAUUAAAGGCCUUCUUGGCACUUAUUGUGCUGUUGUUCUCCUCCAGGGACUAUACACAUUGUGGUGUUGGCUUGACAAUAAGGAACGAGACCGACUGGCUCUCCACAACGAGGUAACAGAAGCAGAAUUGCUGGAGGGUUUCGAGGAUUUAACUGAUAAGGAGAACAAACACUUCCGGUAUAAGCUUUAAAGGCACUAUGGAUGUUACGGUUACCUAUAAGUUGAUAAAGAGUAAAUACCUAUGUUCUCGAGCAUUUUUAUAUAAUAGGGGAGCUGUCAAUCAACAUAGACUACUACCUACCUUGGGUAUAUAACAGUUAGUUAACUGGUACGAACCUAAGCUCGUCAUUACGCGGCGGGGAUCAUCUUCUAUCGGCCGUCGUUGAUUGGUCAAUUGGAAGGCGACAAGCUUGAACGCCGAGCUUGGACGAUCACAUCUCAACGGAGUGUCCGGUUUGUUCGUGUAUUCAGUUCAGAGCAGCAAGUCUGCCUAAGCUACGC
Molecule: messenger RNA, 2189 nt
Organism: Daldinia decipiens
Lineage: Eukaryota; Fungi; Ascomycota; Sordariomycetes; Xylariales; Hypoxylaceae
Product: MFS general substrate transporter
Exons: 6
Coding region: 313-1878 (521 amino acids)
Biological process (GO): transmembrane transport
Cellular component (GO): membrane
Molecular function (GO): transmembrane transporter activity
Source: RefSeq, a predicted model, not a curated record